AUGACACGAUCGAAGUUGACUACCCAACCAAUGAUCAAGUUCCACAAGAAAAAGAGAAAAACUAAAGAAUUCAAUCCAAGAUCGAAAGUUUGGAAAAUAUUUGAAAGGUAUAAGGACAAAAAGGGUGUUCAAAAAUGCAAAUGUAAGCAUUGUGGUGGCGGGAAUUACAAGUGUGAAUUGGGUGUUUAUGGGACCAAAAAUCUAGGAUAUCAUUUAACUAGAUGUAAAGCUUAUUUGGCUAAACUUAAUGGUGGACAAAAACAACUAGCUUUCCAAUAUGGUGAUGAAAACAAAUUGUCAACUUGGAAAUUUGAUCAAAAUGAGAGUCAGAAAGUUCUAGCUCACAUGUUGGUAGUUGACGAACUUCCUUUUAGCUUUGUAGAAGGUGCGAGCUUUAGGUAUUACAAUAGUGUUACUCAACCAUUGUUUAAAGUUCCAUGUAGAAAAGCACAACAGAUGUCUACCAAUUAUUUGUAG
Lactuca sativa (garden lettuce) is the source of this 477-nucleotide messenger RNA. RefSeq lists its product as uncharacterized. Lineage: Eukaryota; Viridiplantae; Streptophyta; Magnoliopsida; Asterales; Asteraceae. The record is from RefSeq and is a predicted model, not a curated record.